CCACAUGUAAACACAGGUUGUAUAGCUGACAAGGUAAAAGGGUGUUGUGUUCUGUUUUUAACACAUUAGAUUAGACAGGCAGGUUUUGUUUUCCCUUUUAUAUCAUGUUAAUUACCAGCUGUAAACUAAAGUUAGCAGAAAGUUGAGUUUGUGUCAUUUUGUAUAAUGCAAACCUAUUGUAUCUGUGUUCACAUGUGUACAGAGGCUCAUUUAUGUGACCCCUGACUUUAAGUGAACGUGGUUGCCGUCUCCCUUCAUAGAUCUAUUGGCUUUGACUUAUCAAAGGUGGAGCCAACUGAUGGGAUUGGCUGCUGAGACUCUCUCAGCCUCUUGGGAUUUCUCUCCUGAUGGAUCGUGUGUCUGAUUCACUUCAGUCUGGAUGUUGGAGGAGGGAGAUGUUGUACUGGGCCACUACCUGUUGGACCGAUGCAGGUUCCAUUCAUACGUCUAGCCUAAAGUAAACCACCAAGAGGCCGCUGGGAGGCUGGACAAUAUCCAGAGAAAUACACACAGUCUGCUCUCUGGGCCUUGUAAGAGGUGCUGUUAGGGUAGGCCUAGCAUUCAGGAUCUAUUGGACCUGUGAGGAGGACUGAUCCUCCAGAACACUUCAUGUGUAGCACAUCCGUCCCUGUCCCUGCUGGAGACAUGUCAGGGGGCGUUUUCACUGGUGCUUUCCCCUCUCAGCAUCAGUAGCACAGAGCCAGCCUCCUGCCUCCAAACACACUCCAGCCUCCUGCCAGCUCCUGCUCCUCUGUGGGUCCUAAGGCUGGGAACAGAGAGGACAAGGACAUAACCCGGGUACGGACAAGGACAGCCAGUAACCCGAGCCAAACAAAGCGUCUCAGCGGGACCGUGUUAUCUCCUGCAGGAGCAUCUCUGACUGAAAAGAGGACGAACAGGAUGUCAGCCAGAGGAGGAAAGAAGAAGGCCACCAAGCUGUCCCGUUCAGCCAGGGCAGGAGUCAUCUUCCCCGUGGGAAGGAUGAUGAGGUACUUGCGCACGGGCACGCACAAAUACCGCAUUGGCAUGGGGGCGCCUGUCUACAUGGCAGCAGUCAUCGAGUAUCUGGCAGCUGAGAUCUUGGAGUUGGCAGGAAACGCAGCGCGGGACAACAAGAAAGGCAGAAUAACUCCCAGGCACAUCAAGCUGGCUGUGGCCAAUGACGAGGAGCUCAACCAGCUUCUGCGGGGGGUGACCAUAUCAAAUGGAGGCGUUCUGCCUCGGAUCCACCCAGAGCUGCUCUCCAAGAAGAGGGGGAGCAGGGUGAAAGUAGACAGCCAGGCGUCCCUCCCCGAGAAGAAGGUAGAACGCUCGAAGAGCAAGAAACCCGUCAAAUCCUUCAAAAAGGUCAAAGGCAAACGAGGACGCAAGCCAAAGAGCACAGACAACGAGUCUGUACCGAACUCUACAGUGGAAGACGGUCCUGGAGAUGGAUUCACCAUCCUGUCAGCGAAGAGCCUGUUCCUUGGCCAAAAGCUGUCGCUAACGGAGAGUGAAAUCAGCAAAAUUGGAACAAUCAAAGUGGAGGGGAUAAUUAACCCGACAAACGCAGAGAUGGACCUCAAAGACGGAGUGGGCAACGCCCUGGAGAAGGCCGGAGGCCGAGAGUUCUUGGAGGCAGUCAAGGAGCUGCGGAAAGCACAGGGGCCUUUGGAGGUGUCAUCAGGACAUCUUUGGAGAGGACUUUCACUCAGCACAGUCCGGAUGCCAGAAAUCAGCAAAUACAAACAGAACUUUCUUUGGCAAUGAUGAGCUGUUGUCCAUCCAUCCAUUAUCUGCACCCACUUAUCCUAUCCUGGGUGUGGGGGGGCUGGAGCAGAUCCUAGCUGUCAUUGGGUGAAGGCAGGGUUCACCUGGACAGGUCAGCAGACCAACACAGGGCUGACACAUAGAGACGACAACCUUUCACACCUCCAGGCGGUUUGGAGUAAUCAGUUAACCUGCAUGUGUUUGGAAUGUGGGAGGAGAACAUGUAAACUCCACACAGAAGGGCUGGCCAGCUGCCUCUCCUGCUAUUAGUGGUGUAGCGGACCGUUGGUGUGAACCACGGCUUAAUUACACAGUUUAACGUUAACCCUCACAAUGUGAAAUAAAGUUUUACUGACGAUAUUCCCAAUAUUCAGUAAAAUAUGAGAUCAGGACAUCCUUUAUGAUUUUAAAUGUCGCUGAUCUCUGAUAAUGUUACAUUCUAAACAACCAAUCUGUGUUUAAAUCAUAUACUUUAUAUAAGAAGGUUUAAAUUGACAGGACGGUGGUAGAACCGCUAACGAGCAACGAAUGAAGGUUCCAUUCAGUCUCAUUAUGAUGUGUCCAGGCUCUGUUCAGUAAAAAUGAGUAUUGGGGGAAGGUCAAUUAUCACUUUAGCAUGAUGUGUUUGCAUGUAAUCUUGUAAAAUGUAGUUUUGGUGAUAAACUUGAAUAAACAGUAGCUUGAAGGAGAUGUUUUCACAUAAAUAUAAAAUAGAUAUUGAGAUGAAUUAUGAGCUGUAUAACUUCCUAACACUAGCUCUAAGGAGAUUAUAAUACAUGAUUAAAACUAAUAAUAGACUAGAUUGGUUUUAAUCCAUCCAUCCAUCCAUCUUCCGUAACCUGCUUAUCCAGUUAAGGGUCGCGGGGGUGCUGGAGCCGAUCCCAGCUGUCAAUGGGUGAAGGCAGGGUUCACCCUGGACAGGUCUCCAGUCUGUCACAGGGCUGACAUAUAUAGACAGACAACCACUCACACUCACAUCCACACCUACGGGCAAUUUAGAGUCAUCAAUUAACCUAAGCUGCAUGUCUUUGGACUGUGGGAGGAAGCCGGAGAACCCGGAGAGAACCCACGCUGACACGGGGAGAACAUGCAAACUCCACACAGAAGGUUGUCCAGCCCGGGAAUUGAACCCGGGCCCCUCUUGCUGUGAGGCGACAGUGCUAACCACUACACCACCGUGCAAUCCAGAAAAAUACAAUCUUUAUUUCCUUAUCAUUUUUAGUGUGUUUUUUUGAUAGAGAGAAAAAACACUAUAAACAACUAUAACAAAGUAAAAGGAUAACAUUUAGA
Messenger RNA from Anoplopoma fimbria (sablefish), 3039 nucleotides. RefSeq names its product core histone macro-H2A.2. Gene Ontology annotation, molecular function: DNA binding; protein heterodimerization activity; structural constituent of chromatin. Gene Ontology annotation, cellular component: nucleosome. The transcript has 8 exons. The record is from RefSeq and is a predicted model, not a curated record. Bases 901 to 1749 code for a protein of 282 amino acids. Lineage: Eukaryota; Metazoa; Chordata; Actinopteri; Perciformes; Anoplopomatidae. Gene Ontology annotation, biological process: nucleosome assembly.